AUGAGGAUUACCAUCAAUAAUGAAGCCACGGACGAAUUUUUGUCAUUGGACGUCAGCUCAGAUAUGAGUCUUGAGGAUCUCGUAGCCUUAUUGCAACUGGAUUGUGGAUUUGACAGCGGAAAACAUGAACUAUGGUUCGCGAACCAAGUCUUGAACCCUACAGAUACAAGAACAUUGGAACAGCUCGGAUUGGUCAAUGACGAGCUUAUAGUCAUAAAGGUAAAAAGUAACAGCUUGCCAGCUGCGAACAUACCUGAAGACGCCAUGGUGGAACAAUUCAGACAACAAGUAGUACAAAAUCCAGCUGUUCGUUCUCAAUUGACAAGCGCAAACCCUGGGUUUGCUAGCGUUAUUGAUGAUCCAGUUGCCUUCCGUGAAACUGUGGGGCCUUAUUUGCUUCAGAACAUGAAUGCCCACGGAGCCCAGCAAAACCCAUUUGGAAUUCCUCAACGAGAUUACGAGCAGUUGAUGCAAAAUCCUGACGACCCUGCCAAUCAAAAACGCAUCAGUGAGCUUAUCAGCCAGCAGGAAAUUGACGAGCAAAUGCGCAAUGCUUACGAAUUUACACCAGAGGUUUUUACGCCGGUGCACAUGCUAUACAUUAAUUUAGAGAUAAAUGGGACUCCCAUAAAAGCAUUCGUGGACUCUGGAGCACAAACAACUAUUAUGUCUACCAAAUUAGCAAAAAAAACAGACCUCUUUAGACUAAUCGACAAGCGCUUUCAAGGCGAGGCUCACGGUGUAGGAAUUCAAAAAAUCCUAGGUAAAAUCCACGUUGCCCAAGUGAAAAUCGAAACUCAACAUAUUCCAUGUAGCUUUACCGUUAUCGACACCCAUGUCGACAUGCUCCUUGGUUUAGACAUGCUGAAAAGGCACCAAGCGUGCAUCGACUUGAAGGACAACGUUUUAAAAAUUGCGGGAGUAGAAACCAAAUUUUUGAGUGAAGCGGAACUGCCCAAGGAUUUUGACGCCGAGACACUACAGGCCACAGCAGCGAGUAGAAGCAAUCCACAAGCUCCUUCUCAAACUUCUAAUCAGAACACCAAGGGUCCUGUUACAGCUAUCACUCCCGCUACUGCUCCCAAAAUAUCAGAACGUGAGUUCCCCGAUUCCACGAUCCUGCAGUUAAUGGACCUUGGCUUUUCUAAGCCGGAGGUAAUUCGUGCUCUGGAAUCAGCUAAGGGUAACGCUGAUGUCGCGGCUGCUUUACUGUUCCAGUAA
Molecule: messenger RNA, 1221 nt
Organism: Lachancea nothofagi CBS 11611
Lineage: Eukaryota; Fungi; Ascomycota; Saccharomycetes; Saccharomycetales; Saccharomycetaceae
Source: the annotation of a GenBank genome assembly